AGUCGUGUUUUCCCCACCCGGGGCGCCCGUCAGAAGCAGCCACCACACUCAAAUUCACGUAAAAACCCCUUCGAAACAAGAACGAAAAGCCCUCCAAAACCCUAGACUCCGCAGAUUGAGCGGACUACCAUUCCGGCGAAAAUGCCCGGACUCGCGUCAGAUUCCGGCGAAUCCUCUCUUGUCCCAUUCGUACCGGAAAUCCCGAACGCCGUCGUCUACCCGCUCCACCACGGCCUCCAGCCUCCGAUCUCUCGCCUCUCCGUCUCUUGGUCCCGCGGGAACUACCUCCGCAUUUCGGUCUUCCGUAAGCCCCCUUCCGACGGCGACGACAGUGAAGUCGGCGGGAAAGUGGUGGAAGUGCAGCUCGGCAGUGGAGAUGGCGAGAUCGACGAUGCGCACCGGCGAAGGAUCGCCUACGGCUCCGUCUCUCCGUUUGCCCUUCUUCAGAGCCGGAAGCACUCGAUGUCAUCGUUGUCAAAAAUGUCGGCCGGCUCAUAUCCCUACGAUACCGAGUGGUGGGAAUAUGUUAUGGAGUACAGCAGUGACAUAAAAAUUCUUCUUGGUGGCCUAAAGUUGCCCCCUAGUUCAGCGAUAGAAGAUCCGAAGGCAGUUCUAAAGAAAGUGGAGGAGCCAACCAGCUUGAAAGCUGCAUGGGAAUUGAUGGAAAUAUUUUAUGCAGACAAGCAAUCUCAAGCUUGGAUUCCUGAACGGCUUCUUGAUUGGUUAGCUGAUUAUGAUAGCUUAUUGUCUAGCACUCAACCAACAAUUCACUCAAAACUUGUCAAUUUUCAACAAGAGCUUUCCAGCUUGCAGGCAAUGGAAGAUGAUCCGAAAUACUGGGAAGCAAUAUCAUCAGCACUAGCUGUUGGAUGGCUGGAUAUUGCGGUGAAAAUCUUGCGCUUGCAUGGAUCUUAUCAGCUUGAUCAGCUUGGAAAUCGUGAGACAGAAAAUGGACUGGUUGAAGCAGUUGCAGUUCUGAUUUCAAAGAUGCCCCGUAUGCGUCCUGAAUUAGGAGUUGGGAAAUUAGGGAAUUGCUAUAAUACCAAGCCUGACUUUAUUAAGGCAUGGGAGAAAUGGCGGGCACAAAUAACUAAGCUGGACUGCAGUGCAUUCUGGGUUCAGUGUGACCACCGUCAGACCAGGGAGGGCUUGAAAAAUUUGUUACAGAUCAUGCUUGGAAAUGCUACUGCUCUCUCCUCCUCGACAUGCCAUUGGAUGGAACUAUAUAUUUCUCAUUUGUUAUACAUUAGACCUCUAACUAUGGGUGUAGAGAGUAUGUAUGGCCUAGCUCAGAAAUGCAUGCAGUUAAAGCCAAUGUCUUAUUCACAUAAGUUGAUGGGACUUAUGAUUGGAAUUCUAGGAGAAAAUACAGAGGUUGUGUUAGCAGAAUGUUCAAAAUCCUUUGGCCCUUGGAUGGUUGCCCAUGCAGUAGAGUUGUUGACAGCUGGAAGCACUGAAGCAGAAAUUCUUUUACAUGAAGAGCGCUAUAAUCUGGGAGGAAUCAGCAUGGAGGAGCUCCAUCGACUUGUCUUUGCUCAAGUUCUGUCUUCACAUGCAUUAACUUGGCAAAUUGCUCCAAUAUACUUGACAUCAUGUGUGAAGCAAGGAAUUAGCUUGUUGGAGAUUUUACUGUACAAGCAUCCAGUACAGCAUAAUCAAAUACUUCUUAAGAACAUAGAGAUUUGCCGUCUUUAUGAACUUGACCAUGUUAGUUCAAAGAUAAUGAAGAUUGCCGGAGUGCACCACUGGAAGCAUGGAAAGAAAGGUUUUGGAAUCUUUUGGCUUCAACAAGCUCGGGAUGAAGUUCGUUUAAACAGAAUUGCGCAACAGCUGUUUGAUUUUGUGGGCAAGUCUGUAUCUGAUGAAGGUUUUAAGGAAUGGGAAGGAUUAAUAGAAUUGUUGGGUUCCGAGUCUAGGACUGCUGGAGGUCUCGAGUUUCUGCACAAGUAUAGGGAUUUCAAGAGAUCACUUCACCAGGUUCAUGAUGGAAUCUCUACUGACGCUGCCCAAAAAGCUGCAGAAUCCCUUAUACAGCUUAUGAAGAACCCUUCUACACCUCAGCGGUUUUGGCUGCCUCUGUUAUAUGACUCGUUAAAAUUGUUAAACUGGAAAGGUUGUCCUGUCCUGAAAGUCUCCGAGACUAACCUUUUGCUGAAUAAGCUGCAAGAUUUGUCCAUGGCAAGGCCGCGCCCAGACUUCAUUGAGGCAGACUUGCCACCCCAGGCCUUGAGCUCUGUCAGGCUAGCUCUUGCAACUAACCUAGGCCGUGCUAUCCUUGAGGAGUGAUGAUUCUUGGCUUGUCCUUGUAAAUUUGCAGGUGCUAAUGCAUAGCCAGCUUUUCUUCAAGGCUUGAUCUUUGUAGGGCAAAAACUUGUAAUUAUCCGUUCUCUCACUUCUGCUGCUGCCAGGUCAGUUCGACUGUUCACUCCUUUGCCAAUUAUGCUGCGCAAUGGGGGUUAAAUGUGUCUCCCCUUUGAAGGCGCUUGGCUCCUUUUCCUGUUCACUUAGCUGGCCAAAAAUUGGUCACUGGGACCAGCUGCUGGUAAAACUGGGAGAAGAUAAAUCUGUGUCAACCUCUGCGAUUUAGCUUGCGACCUUAUUUUGUAAUUGUUUCAAGCAUUGGAAAAGUAUGUAUGAAAAUAAAACUUUUGAGAUAUCGCUUUGUUUGAGGUUCAAGUGUUUUGGUGAUGAUCAGUUAGGUUUUCAA
This is a messenger RNA of Diospyros lotus (date-plum), 2707 nucleotides long. Its product is annotated as nuclear pore complex protein NUP85. The record is from RefSeq and is a predicted model, not a curated record. Gene Ontology annotation, molecular function: structural constituent of nuclear pore. Gene Ontology annotation, cellular component: nuclear pore outer ring. The transcript has 18 exons. The coding region runs from base 142 to 2286 and encodes 714 amino acids. Gene Ontology annotation, biological process: protein import into nucleus; mRNA export from nucleus; positive regulation of DNA-templated transcription. Lineage: Eukaryota; Viridiplantae; Streptophyta; Magnoliopsida; Ericales; Ebenaceae.